AUGUCGCAAAGCCAUGCCCUCUCAGAUGAUCAGGUGAGUAGCUCUCUCGAUGCUACCCUCCCCCAGCAACCCCCGGCACCUGCGCGGUGGCUAAUCCCGUGGAACUUCAAGGUCGCGGGCGAGCUCCGCAAGAUGACCGCCUUCAUUCGGCAGGAGGCCAUGGAGAAGGCUCGCGAGAUUCAGUUGAAGGCCGACGAGGAGUUUGCGAUCGAGAAGUCCAAGCUUGUCCGCCAGGAAACCGCCGCUAUCGACACCCUUUACGAGAAGAAGUUCAAGCAGGCCGCCAUGUCCCAACAGAUCACCCGCUCGACCCUCUCCAACCGGACCCGUCUCCGCGUUCUUGGCGGUCGUCAGGAGCUUCUGGACGACCUUUUCCAGAGGGCUCGUGACGAGGUCACCAAGGUUGCUGGCAAUGAUAAGAAGUACCAGGGCAUGCUGCAGGGGCUGAUCCUCGAGGGCCUGUACUAUCUGAACGAGGAUAAGGCGGAGAUCCGCACACGCAAGAAGGACUUCGACACUGCCAAGAAAGCGAUCGAGGAGGCCGCAAAGGAGUACCAGAAGAAUGUUGGCUCGAAAGUGUCUGUCAGCCUGGACGAGUCGGAGCCGCUACCGGAGGGAUCUGCUGGCGGUGCGGUUAUUGUCGGUGGACAGGGCAAGAUUGAGAUCAACAACACCUUUGAGGAGCGUCUGCGGCUAUUGGAGAUCGAUGCUCUUCCUGCGGUCCGAGAAACACUGUUCGGAAAGAACGAGAACCGGCGGUUCUAUGACUAG
This is a messenger RNA of Penicillium argentinense, 771 nucleotides long. Its product is annotated as H(+)-transporting V1 sector ATPase subunit E. The coding region runs from base 1 to 771 and encodes 256 amino acids. The transcript has 2 exons. NCBI's taxonomy places the organism in Eukaryota, Fungi, Ascomycota, Eurotiomycetes, Eurotiales, Aspergillaceae. Gene Ontology annotation, cellular component: proton-transporting two-sector ATPase complex, catalytic domain. Gene Ontology annotation, molecular function: proton-transporting ATPase activity, rotational mechanism. The record is from RefSeq and is a predicted model, not a curated record. Gene Ontology annotation, biological process: proton transmembrane transport.